Alternaria postmessia is the source of this 9249-nucleotide messenger RNA. RefSeq lists its product as uncharacterized. The transcript is spliced from 3 exons. The record is from RefSeq and is a predicted model, not a curated record. NCBI's taxonomy places the organism in Eukaryota, Fungi, Ascomycota, Dothideomycetes, Pleosporales, Pleosporaceae. The coding region runs from base 1 to 9249 and encodes 3082 amino acids.
AUGCCCCGAGGCUUCGACCAACCCACGUCAAGUUCUGCUUCCCGAGCUGCCAAUGCGGGACCACGCGAGCAGAGCCAACAACAAUCGAACAUAAGGAUUAGACGGGGUAGAUUUGAAGCUCCUGCCACAAUACCGGGAGCUGGAGAAGCAAAGCAGCCAUCUCUCACAACAUCGAGACGCAAGUCUAUUAACCCGAUAGCUUCGCCCCUUCCACAAUCUUCGAGAGAACCUCAACCGUUUCCAGCUGGCCGCAGAUCACCUGCCUAUCUUCAAGGCAAGAACCCCUACGGCCAGGUCUUGGACAGGAUCGAACAUCCCUAUCGUGAGCCCAAAGCAGAGACAACAAUAGCGGUCCCAUCUGCCCAGGCUGGCUCCAGUAUCGGUGAACGAUCACGCGCGUCUGGUCCAUCUGACUCCAAGACACGAUCUCGGGCUUAUGAACUAGAACGAAGCGAUCCUAUAAUAGCACCUUCAUUAUCAAGACCGCCCGAUGUUCCCCAAUCAGUUCGUUCUGCCAAGGACUUCUUCGAGACGAGAGCCUCUCACUACCCGUCAACACCCCUUCCUCCACCUUCAACAAUCGGCGUCAGCAGGAAGAGCUUUGCGCCAAAGAGUCAGCCUCCGAGUGGCGAGUGUGCUCCCACCAUCACGAUCGGAACAGCUACACCUCCCGUGGACAUGACUGACUACAAGGAGCAAUAUGACCAUGAUGUUGAACAAGAGUCCUUGGGUCGCCGAAGGUCCACAAACAUCUUUGCGGGCACACCUGAAGACGCCAGGCCUUUCGGCAUCGACUUACAAGCCGCAAGUGACAGCUCUGCGCAAGAAUGUAUACCUGAGGGGCCGCUUGCCGGCAACGUAGAGCAAAGAUUGGUUGAUAAGUCAGAUUCCUCUGACGAAGUUGUGAGACGCCUAUCCACUCGCAGUUCAGUACUAGCUGCUGAGACCAGAGAAGCCAAGAAUCCGGAUCUUCAGUCGCAACGGGAGGGCAGACGUGCGAAGUCUGGUCGCAAUCUUCGAAGAACUUUCGAGGAAGACCAAGGAACUUCCCCCAAACGGCUUAGGCGCAGUGGAUCAUACACUGCUUCUUUAGCUGAGAUCAGCGAUUCUUCAAAGGAACCUAUCGAUCGUGUCGCUGAGUGGACUCCGAGCACGGAUACUGAAACUUCUAGCCAACAAUUUGGGAAGUCUGUCAAUGUUCGCAGGCGAGCCGAGGAGAUUGUAUCAAGGAAUCUUGGCCACGACGGAGCGAGUGACGUCAGUUCUUCUCGACGAAGCACUAUGUCAGGUCCGAUCCCAACAGCCAACAUUGGUGUCGAAGAGAAGUAUCAUGAGAUUGAAGUACCGGACGACGUCGACAACCGACAAGGUUACGGACGUCGCGUCACGCAAGACUUUGGUUUUCCGGGUGCAAGAAUCAAAUCACACGGCACGAACAGAACUAGUAAACCACUCCGAGACCCUGGUAGUUGGACUAAGCGGGCGUGUGGUCAUUUCUCAUAUAUGGGUAAAGGCGAGCAUCGCGAUCAUGCACAGCAGAAGAUAUGCUGGCAAUGCUCAACUCGAGCACCACCGCCAAAACAAGUGCCAGCUACCCAACGGAGAGAACGCAGACGAGCCUUGUCUGAAUCCUCAACCUCCACAACCUCUUCUUCGAAACCACUCAAAGAUGAUAUCUGUCGUAAGCAGAGACGCCGUAGACAUCACUCUGAAUGUAUACCAUACGACAAGUGCGGAGAUGCAUUCGCUGACGAGUUGGGUUACAUUAUCGACAACAUCCUCGAAGAGCAUGCAAACACCUUGCAGUCUGUCAUCAGCAACAUCAAGAAUAGUCAGCCCAGUCUUAAUCAGCUUCGACGAGUAUCUGGAGACCUUGUUCAGCGAUGCCGUGCCAACAGCUCCUGUAGACAACGCUGUCAAUCAUCUUGCCAAAAAGAUGAUGAUUGGCUUCCCCUUUGUCCAUAUAUCCCACCCAAAACGGCAGAAAAGCUUAACGUGAGAUCUGCUGGGCAACUGAAGCCGAACCUCAACGACCCUCGUUCCAGUUUGCGCGAAGCAUUACAGUCGAUACCUGACCUUGUCGACCUGGUCAAUUCUGCAGCCGAUGAUCUUGGCAUCGAUCUCGAGCGAAGGCCUACGGUGACCGAUGACGACUUGUUUCGCAAUGCCCCUUACGAAAGUACGCCUCGGGAAUCUGUCUCGUACCAUCCAGGAGUCUCUUUGGAAGCUACAGAAGACAAGACGGCUGAUGAAGAGCCGCCCACCGAAGACAGUUGGCUACAGCAAACACGGAGACAUCUGACCGAGCUUUCAGAGGCGCGGGAGCAGCUUAUGGACGAACUAGAUUCGAUUGCUGGAGAUCUUGACGUCCGGCUCCAGGAUCAGCAAGAAGGUGAGCAGGGGGAAGAGCUCAUCGUACAUCCUGUACAACGUGUACUCAGUAGAGCUUCUGUUGGCGCCUCGCACGAAUCUACUUGGCAUGAGAAUCCACCAGCCGAUUCCAACACUGCUCACGAUUACUAUGACGACGAGUCAUCUGUCGAAACUGCGCAGCGUAUGCUUGAGAGAAUCCCCACGCGUCUCUCUAAUGCACCUACUUGGCAGAGAAAAAGAUCUACCGGCGCUACCAUCGAAAAGUUCGAGGUGGGUCGCCCAAAUGAUCAUGAAGAAGAAGCAGUUGCAAACCUUAUACAACUCGUACUGAGCCGAGAACCCACUGGUGUGUCCAGCAAGGUUAGACGGUCGGAGUCCAAGCCGGUCGACUUUGCCAGUGGAAAUGUCCUCAGCACGGUAAAUGGCAGUACUAACUACGAGCCUGCUGACGAGGUCAGAGAUGGUCUAGAGCUGAACGAGCCUGCCGAGUCGAUCAACGAAGCACAAUAUAGCCCGCAGUAUGAGACAAGUGAAGAUUCUCAGAUCGAACAGCAAUAUGAGACUCAGCUUGACCAACAACGCGACGAGACUGCGCCUGACACUUACAACGACGGCCGCGGUCUGACUCCAUCGCCUUCCGGGUUUAGUGUGCCAAUUCAAGACCCGUAUGAUCAGGCACAUGAGCCUGAGAAUUACUCAAGCCGAGAGUCGGGUGCUGAAACUCCUACCACGCACCAGGCGGACACUCCUUUCAUGCUAAUGGAACGCGUAGCCGUCAUAGAAAGCCCUGAGAUAGCUUCACCUGUUCGGAGAAUGACUACAAAGCGCUUUGAACCCGAAACAGAGCACCAACGCGAUGCAUUGCUGCAACGGGAUUCUUAUACAGAGGACGAAUCAGACACCCGCGCUGCGGUGGUGGGGCGUUUAGCCGGUUCCGAAAGGACUGAUUCAACACCACUCUCGCGAAGGGUGACUGUGAAGGACUUGGCCGCAGAGUCGGAGCAGAAUAUCGAUGAUGAUGAGUCUGUGUUUAAGCACUCCACAAUACCACUGUCGAGACAGCCAACGGUCAGGCUGGAGUAUGGGAGCAAGACCAGUGCCACACCGACGGUUAUACAAGACGACAGAAGGGUUUCCUCACUCGUUACCUCAGAUCAUCUGCCAAGCCCAGAGAUCGAAAAAUCUCAGGAAACACAGCGCUUCGCUAGCCAACAGCGCUAUCCGACCGUGCAGCCCAUUCCUAAACUCGCGGAGCAGGCUACAAGAACGAUUUCCUUCGUGUCUUCUGAGCCUACUCCGCCUGAGGAUCUCGCUUCUCAACUGCGAAGAAGACUUUCUGAAAUUGAGAUUGCAAUGCCAUUGAGUGAUUCUGCAAGUCGGCCGAUGUCACCAGAGUCGUCGUCGGCGCCACGCAUUGUCACAGGUCUAUCGCCCACAGACUCGUUUAAGAUACCUUCCAUAGAGACUGUAAAUCGCAUGUCUACUAGGAAGGCCACUCUGAUGCGUUCGCGACUGCCCACCUUCAAAGAGCCAGCACGUGAAUUUACACCUCCAGCACAGCGGACGCCCGAUGAAGACACGCUCACAACACUACCACAAAUGCAAGUCGAGGAACUGGUUCUAUCACCAGUCACUUCAAUAUCGAACGAAUCAGAACAAGUACACUUUCUGUCUCUGGAUGAGCCGACAGCAACUUCUUCGAGAAGACUGACUACAGGAGAGCCUGAUCGCGCAGCGAUUCCACUAGAACCAGCGCCUCACGAGGAAUCUCUCCUUGUUGUUGAAGAUCAAGAACCCGAUUUUCUUCCCCCCGUACAACGGAUUCGCAGGAUGACUACAGUUCAUGCUGAGCCGACCAACGUUUUUUCGAGAAGAGAAUCGGCGAAAGAGUUCAAGCGUAGUGAUACUUUCUCACCAGUACAGCAGGUUCGCCGGUCGACUACUGUAGUACCGUCUCAGCAGCGGCGAGCAAGUACACAGUCACCGCUUAACCAAGGGAAAGAAGAUCCACUGCCUUCACCGCCAAUACAGCAGACACGCCACCAAACGACUGCUGCGCUACUUUUUGAGCAGGGGAGGACAAGCACACAACCAACACUGGUACCAGAGCAAGACCAAUCUGACUUCUUACCUCCGGUACAACGCAUCCGUAGGAGUACUACCGUAUCGACAAAGCCUGAGACGUCUCGCGAAUCGUCACUGGUGGUGCAAGAGCAAGAUGAUAUAGAUUUCUUAUUGCCGGUGGAACGCAUCCGAAGAGUUACUACUGUCUUGCCAGCUGCAAAGAGGCGCGCGAGUACGGUGGCGGAGCGCGCGAUGUCCCCCGAAUUGUCACUAUCUUUGGAAGAACGAGGAUCUGGUUUUUUUAGGACUCUCACAUCGCUUGAUACACGACAGGGAACAGGCGCACUUCUGUCCGGUUUUCCAUCUCAGGAAUCGUUACAAAUCCUCGUUGGUGAUAAUGAUGAUGAUGGUGAGAUUGAGAAUGAGUUAGAGUUCUUACAUCCAGUAGAGCGGAUCCGCAGGGCAACUACUGAAGUACCACACGAGCAGACACAAGGAACAGAAGAGCUUGAGCAUGACGCGACACUCUCUGAGUCCGAACAUUCUGAGCAGCUGUGGCCGGUCGGACGAGAUGAAUCUGGAUUUCAACCUCUAGUAGAAAGGAUACGUCGAACCACUUCUCGUUCGCCAGCCUAUCAGAAUGAGCUACUUUCAUUUCAGCAAACCCAUCGAAACACUACCGUGUCGCUAGCGGAAGAAGGGGAACCGGCUUUCUCGCCUUCCGUAGAACGAAGCCGUCGAGCUACUACUGGUUUGGCAGCCGAGCAGCAGCAAGCAACGGUAGCCACUGAACAGGAUGUUGUCUUACCCGAGUCUGUAUCCCGCCAACAGUCGCUAGUUGGAAAAGAAGAAGACUCUGAGUUUGCGCCUCCGGUACAACGCAUUCGCAGAAUGACAACUGUGGCGCCAGCCGAACGACAGCAAAGUACUCUACAGCAUAGACAUACCGAAUUUCCCCCAGAGCUGGAGAUCACUUCGGAACCAUCUCCCAGCGAUGAGGAUGAACCAGAGUCGCGACUCCAACCAGUUCGCCGAACAACCACUGCGCCACCGGGUAUACAGCAACUGAUGAUAGAGCCAGAGCUCGGUUCGUCAGCAGAGCUGGAAUCUCAGCCUCUAGUAGGACGAAUUCGCAGGUCGACCACUGUACAACCAGCCAUUCAGCGACAAGUGACAGUUGACCCUGGAGCCGAUGCUCUGCUAGUAGAGCUAGGUUUCAAUGGUGCGUUUCCAGUCAUCGAUGAAGUGACCGAGCUUCAACCCGCACCCAGGAGCAUUCGUGGAUCGACUGUAUCACCAAUUCAGCAAAUGGCGGGGGCUUAUCCUGGCACUCCUACUUCCAAGUCUGGAUCUCAGGAGGGGACUUCGAUUGUCGAAGAAGAGUCCGAAUUCCAGCUUCCGGUUGAACGGAUUCGGCAAGCAACUGAUAUACAGUCGGUCGGACGGCGACAAGAGUCUCGCACAGCGUCACCGGUCAUUGAAGAGCGUGGACUCGAAGUUUCAAUAGAGCAGAUACGUCGAACGACUACUGUACCACCGGCUUUUCAGCUGCAAGACUCUUUCAGAUCUACUUCCGAGUCUUCCAUUUCUUUUCCAGUAGGAGUUGAUAGAUCCGAAGAGGCUGAGUUCCAAUUUCCAGUCGAACGUGUUCGCCGGACAACCACUCUACAACCAGGUGAACAAUUACAAGAGUCUAGAACAGGUUCACUAGUACCUAAGGACGGCUUUGAGUUCCAAAUGCCGGUGGAGCGAAUCCGCAGAACAACCACUGUGGAAUCGAGUGGAAAGCGGCAAGAUUCUUUCAAACCUGCUUCCGUAUCUUCCGAUACUUCUCCUGUAGCAGAAGAGGUGCUUGAACAACCCGUCUCAUCUCGCGCAGCUUCACGCCAGCCUACCUUUCAAGCUCGCCGGACUAGUACGAUGCCGCUAGCUACCGAUUCUCAUCAUUUGGCUAGAUCUAUCUCAUCGCCGGUCCUAGAGGACUUGGCAGAGGGCCCUUCUGUCUCGCGUAUUGUUUCGCGCCAGCCAACGCGAGCGUCUCGUACAAACACAGUGCUGUCAGCUGUACCGCGGAACGACUCUGUUGAACUCGACAGGUCUCCCUCUUUGUCCCUGCCAGAAGACGAUGAACCUUAUCAAGCCUUCUCACGUCAGCCCACGCGUAGGGUGACCAUCCGUGAAACUGAGGCGAAAGCUCUUCCCUCAUCUGAGACCCCAUUGGAGAUAGAAGACGUUCCUGAUCACCCUUUCAGACGACAAGUGACCGAUCUAGCAGACGCGACACCUAAAGAACGGCUCGCUUUGGGUGGCGGAACACCGACUACCCGUGUUCUGUCACGUACAGAGUCUUUGGCAUACCAAAGCCCUGGGUACAACAAGGAAGUCCUACUUGAUGAUUCUACCGAAUUGGAGAGUAGAGACGUUCUUGAAUCAACUCACGGGGUUGAUCGCAAGGAAGAGACCGAUCAGGUCGAGAAAGCACGCACUACAGAUUUGGUGUCUGACACGGAGUCUUUCGAACCUUCCAUCUACCAACGGAUUACUGAAGAGCCGCAGCAUGAAGACAAUGAUUCUCGAAGUCAAAGCAAAGCUGGAUCACCCGAAGUUUACGGGAGCGAGGACUUGAUUGGGCAGUCUGAGAGAGCACCGACUGCCCACUUCUCCCCAACUCUGGCGCCUAUUGCGCAUACCGAUGCUGAAGAUCAGCUUGAUCCAGAUGUUCACUUUGAAAGACGCAUGACGCAAGCUUCACGAGAGUUUCCAGCUAGCAUACCACGGAUAUUGACGAUACCUAAUGGAUCUAACCGUAAGCGAAGUAGCGAUGCUGGAAACACCGUAUCGUCUGCUACAGGCUUUGGGCCUGUGAUAAGCACUGAUGUUGAGAGUCAGCGCGAUGAGAGCCCUCAGGUUGCAAGAAGAAAGACACAGGUACCGAGUGAGCCUGGCACAGCAGAUCGCAGACGCAGCAGUGCUGCACCCGGGAUCACAGCGCCCCCUCCAGAGAUGAUCAAUGAGCGAACGGAAGUCGGGAUACAAUCUAGAAGCCCUAAGCAAAAGCCGAAGAAGGGCGCAAACUACUCGCCUGAGCAGCAAUAUCCACCGGCACCAGCAUAUCCGUUACGCGAAACGCCGUCAUGGACGAAGCCGGAUACUCGUACGCCAUCACCGAAGCCGAAAGUCGAAAGCCCGCCCAAAAAGCGAGGAUGGCUUGAUUUUGGGCCUUGGUCCAAGGAGGAGCUUCUAGAAUCGGAGGGGGAACGCAAAAAAGGCAAAACAGUCAUCCAAGCCAGGUCAGACAGUCUGUCUAUCGUCGAGAAUCAGAUGCCGUCCCUCUGCGAAGGGCCGACACUCGAUCAAGGCAAACCUCCGUCUACGCUCACAAGGACGACUACUACCCAAUCACUCCAAUCCUUCCAGACCGCACUGACAACGAUACACGGCCACAGUCCUCACCGUCUCGAAAGACCAGCUACUCCGUCCGUCGAACAGCUUCAACAAAUGAAACCUUCCGUCAGGACGAACCGAAGCGGCAGUCUACCCGUCGGCUUUCGUCGGGACCCUCUCAACGCGAAUCGCGGCCUCAGCAAGCUCUUCGUACACAGACGAAUGUUUCUACCCGCUCCCAAGCACCUGAGUUCCAGACUUGGCCGGAUACUGAAGUUGAAGUCUCUCGCACGGCUCAAGGGUCGGACAAAGAAGAGGUCCAAAGCCCAGUUCGUAGAGACGUCCGCAGGCCAACCAAAACUGGAACCUCAAUCGCAAAAGAAGAAACGUCGCCUAGAGAAGGUACUCAGUCGCCGGAAACGCGACGGAAUCUGUCUCAGGUUCCCCAGAAAGAAGGUCCGUCAGAUGAAGGAGAGUCGAGUCGAUCGCCAAGCAGGAUGUUGGAAGUGCCUAGUGCUCAAGCGCCGCAAGAGCAAGCGCAAGAGCCAACAAGACGACCAACGGCUCAAGGAGAGGAAUACAAUAGCGCCAGAGAGCAAACGAAGAUGGUCUUGGACUCCGAGGUCUCGAAAGGCGAAGAAAACAACGCCAGAUUUACCAGCACAGUUGACCUCACGCGUCCAGGAACAUCACCAAAACCGCCCACCAGAGAUGAAAGCAACCAAAGAAGGCCUUCAGCAUCAGAUGCAGGAAAAGAGGCGCCCAUUGCGCGAGAACACAUCCGUCGAUCAACCGCAGCACGAGCGCGAGACAUCACGGCCUUCCAGUCUGCAGAGGAGGAUCCAGCGAUCGCCACACGAAGGCCUUCAUCAUCAGUCAAGAGAACGAAAACACGACGCAGGUCUUCAGCAAUUGGGGAAGAUAGAGCACCAAUCCCGGCGCGAACACCCACAGUCACCAGAACAUCAACGAGAACGGCAACAAUCCCAUCGAGUGCCAGACAAGCAGAUAGUCGAAGACAAUCCACCGCCCCGAGAGCGGGUACACCAGUCUCGCGCGCGGCCUUAUCAAACAACGAAGUGGAAUCAAUCAAAGCAAGAGGAGUUGAAUCACCACAACAGCAAGAAGAACGAGGUCCAGCCUCGUCAGCCGCGGCACAAGCAGAUCGGAGGUCAUCUGCUGCGCCCGGAGCGCGUAUGGCAGUAUCCCGAGCAGCUCUACCAAGAUCAGAGACAACAAGAAAAGGAGGGGACGGACCUACUUCGCCAACGUCACAAGGAUCCCUCGGUACAAUCUCGCCAGUUCCAGCAUCCAACACAUAGGCCAGUCAAUCCGGGCCACAGCCAACGAAAGGUUCAUUGGCAACAAACCAGCCAGCCGACCGAAGCCCAGAGCAGCAAACCCAGCCAGGCGCGCGAACAGAUCUGA